GACAUCACAGCUGCUAUAGAGGAGAGAUAGCUCCGUAUCCUGCACUGGUGACAUUUCUUUACUGCACUCUUUUCCAUCUGUCACACAGAACCCCGUAGCAGACGCCUGCAUUCUAAGGAUCAUCUCGUCUCUGCAUCAAAAAAAGGAUAGAAAUAGUUUUUGGGGAUUGUUAUGAAAGCUAUUUGGCAUUUUCAUUCUAACACACCUGCUAAAAUCUGCUAUUUUUAGCAAUUAGAAUUCAUGCCUACUUUAUUUUUUUAAAUCUUCCUGAACCUGUUCACCAAGGUAACGGAUACAGAUAUAGACCUGAAGGAUACACACACUACUGGAUCUGUUACUGCUGCAGUGCUGCUUCUAUGAGUACAGAUGGGAUUUAUGUCUUCUUUGGAAGUAUGGAGUUCAACUAAAUUGGUUAUUUAUUAGUAAAUAUCUAGGUGACAAAAUAUUUCCUUUGCCUAAGUCUAUACUAUCGUCCUAUUGUUUGUUCAAGACCCGAAAAAGAGUUGUACUUAAAUGCACAAUGAACAGGACGGAUUCUGCAGAACAUGAUCUAUAUAUUGCAAGAGUGGAGUACUAGGAGCGGUGGCUAUCCCAGCAUAAGAUCUCAUAGCUGUACACUGCAUAAGCAAGCCAAGGCUGGAAGGUCUUUCACCCUAUUUGUUUUUACUAUCUCUUCUGAUGAUGGAAAUGUGCUUUAAAGGCAGGUUUAAAGGGUAUUUUGUAUGGGCCCUUUUUGACUGUGAGGGACCUGUGCUGUAUCAGGCAAUACCGAACUCUGCACAUUUGUGGUCUGUCCAGCACUGAGAACAUAGACGUGGAUAUGAGUUUACCCACAGACUGUGGGUUUCUGGCUCUUACAGACUGCGGAGGGCGUAAGAUAUACAAUGGACAUGUAUAUGGGUCACCAUGUGCAGUCAACAGACCCAUUGAUAUUGUUCAAAGGCGGAGACGCUUUGACGUUGAGAAUGGCUUAUCAGCAGGCAGAAGCCCCUUGGAGUCUCAAGCUAGUCCGGGAUCUGGCCUGGUUCUUCAGGGCAACUUCCCUCAUAGCCAGAGAAGAGAGUCCUUUCUAUACCGUUCAGACAGUGACUAUGACCUCUCUCCUAAAGCCAUGUCCAGGAACUCAUCUAUUGCCAGCGACUUGCAUGGAGAAGACAUGAUAGUAACUCCUUUUGCACAGGUGCUGGCCAGCCUGCGAACUGUGCGGAACAACUUUGCAAUGUUAACUCAUCUCCAGGAUAGAGUAUCUAACAAGAGAUCAUCUGGCAGCAACCCACCCACAGCCUGUAAGCCAAACUUGUCUGAGGAUGCCGUUCAGAAACUGGCCAUCGAAACUCUGGAAGAGUUGGAUUGGUGUCUGGACCAAUUGGAGACUCUACAGACCAGGCACUCAGUCAGUGAGAUGGCCUCAAACAAGUUUAAGAGGAUGUUGAAUAGAGAACUGACACACUUGUCUGAAACAAGUCGCUCUGGAAACCAGGUGUCUGAAUAUAUAUCUAGUACCUUUCUAGAUAAGCAGCAUGAAGUGGAAAUCCCCUCUCCGACUUCGAAAGAGAAAGAAAAGAAGAAAAGGCCCAUGUCUCAAAUUAGUGGCGUCAAGAAGCUGACACACAGUUCCAGCUUCACCACCUGCAGUAUCCCGCGUUUCGGUGUGAAGACUGACCAUGAACCGCUUCUAGCUAAGGAAAUAGAAGAUGCAAAUAAAUGGGGUCUGGAUAUAUUUAAGAUAGCUGAAUAUUCUGGAAACAGGCCUUUAACAGUUAUCAUGUACUCAAUCUUCCAGGAAAGAGACCUCCUAAAAACCUUUAGAAUUCCCGUGGACACUUUUAUCACAUACAUGAUGACACUGGAGGAUCAUUACCACGCGGAUGUGGCCUACCAUAACAACAUCCAUGCAGCAGAUGUGUCCCAGUCCACCCAUGUCCUGCUUUCUACUCCUGCUCUAGAGGCUGUGUUCACUGAUCUGGAAAUCAUGGCUGUAAUCUUUGCUAGUGCUAUUCAUGAUGUGGAUCACCCUGGAGUGUCAAAUCAGUUUCUUAUAAAUACCAACUCGGAGCUGGCACUGAUGUACAAUGAUGUGUCUGUCUUGGAGAACCACCACCUUGCAGUGGGAUUUAAGCUCCUUCAAGAAGAGAAUUGUGACAUAUUCCAGAAUUUGACCAAGAAGCAGCGCCAAACAUUAAGGAAAAUGGUCAUUGACAUGGUACUGGCUACAGAUAUGUCCAAACACAUGAAUCUACUGGCUGACCUAAAAACCAUGGUGGAAACUAAGAAAGUGACCAGUUUGGGAGUCCUGCUGCUGGAUAAUUACUCUGAUCGCAUACAGGUUCUUCAAAAUAUGGUCCACUGUGCAGACCUCAGCAAUCCGACCAAACCCUUGGAGCUAUAUCGCCAGUGGACAGAUCGGAUCAUUGUAGAAUUUUUCCAUCAGGGUGAUCGGGAGCGGGAAAAGGGAAUGGAGAUCAGUCCCAUGUGUGACAAGCACAAUGCUUCUGUUGAAAAAUCACAGGUGGGUUUCAUUGACUACAUUGUGCAUCCUCUGUGGGAGACUUGGGCAGACUUGGUGCACCCUGAUGCCCAAGACAUUUUGGACACAUUAGAGGACAAUAGGGAGUGGUAUCAGAGCAUGAUACCUCAGAGUCCAUCCCCUCCCCCAGAAGAGCAAGAUCCAGAUAGGAGCUCAGGAGGAGACAAGUUCCAGUUUGAACUGACCCUGGAGGAAGAAGGAGAGUCUGACACUGAGCAGGAUGACACAGAGAGCCCAGUUGAUGAGGAAAACAGUGACUCAAAGACCCAAAUCACAGAUGAAUCAGCCCAGGGUAGUGAUGAGGCUGAUCAGCCUUCCCCAGGAGACACAUGCAGGAGUGUUUCCAGCAAGCUUGAUCGUUUAGAACUCCCAUCCAAGAAUACGCUAACCAAACAGAAAAGAGUCUUGAACUUUGAUAACCUGAAAUUAACGGCAGAAAGGACGCUACCACAAAUGGACACUAGCACCACGAGGGCUGCACCUGCUAACAUGGCCAAGCAGGAGACCAUUGGCAAAGCAGAAGUCUGUUUUGACCAAGAGGGAAACAUCACAUAUCUUCCUUUAGGAACGUAACAUCAGAUUGUCACACCACUGUUUUAUUUUUAUCCACGCACACUUUGCAUUUUAUUUUUGUGGAGGAGAGUUGGAAUUUUUUAUGAAAAACAAGUAUUUAAAAAGGAAAAAAAAAUUAAAAAACAAAUGACAGAACUGAUAUCAUAAGAAACAUCUUGUUGCCAAAAUCAGUGGAACUGCAUGGGAGAGCAUGGUGAAAUGUCACUUGGUUUUAUUUCAUUUUACCGUUGGCAGACAAGCAAUGACUUACAGACGCCGUGCUGCCAGCGGAUAACUGUUCUUUCUGGUAAGAAGGGACUAAAAGGGAAACUAUAGCUAAAAUAUUUGCAGUUAUUUGUAAAAGUUUACAUACCCUAGCACAGGCUUUUGCUACCUGUGACUCUCUAGCUGCCCUUGAACUACAUGGCCAAGCAUGCCCUGCACGUCCUGGAAUUUGUAGUUUAACAGCAGAUUAGAAAGACGUAGUUUGCCUGUGUCUGCCUUAACAAAACGUUCCACUUUAUUUCCUGAAGAGCAACACAAGUGAUAGUGAUGUAUGUAAACUGGUACACCUAUAGCUAUGAAUGUUCAAAUAUCCUCAUUAAUAUGGGGGUAGCUUAUGUUUCUGUUAUAGUUUUCCUCUUUUUGUCAUUGCUCUGUGUGAUACUAAUGGCUCUAAUGCAGAAUGCAGGCCUCCAAUGUAUGAAGUUGCUUGGAAGUGUGUGUUCCUCCCCCCUCGCCCCCCUUCCACAAGACUGUGUUAUAUGCUGCCAUAACCAAGAAUAUGUUGCAACCAGAUUUAAAUACUUCCACAUUAUGUUGAAUUCAUCUUACAUUUCCUCAUCUGAUAUCACAUUUACUUAAUAUUAAUUGUACUUUCCCGUAUGUUCUUUUAAUAACUCCCCAAGUCAGGCAUCCACAAUCUGUGGCUCUCCAGCUGUUGUUAAACUACACAUCCCAGCAUGUCCUGCCACAGUAUUAGCAUUCCCUAAUAGCAAAAUGCUGUAAGGCAUGCUGGGAGCUGUAGUUUCACAACAGCUGAAGGGCCACAGGUUGGCCAGGCCUGCCCUAAGUCUUUGAUUCCAGACUGUACCCUAUUUCAUUCCUUUACAAUUCUUUAGUGAGGGCUCCUAACAAUGCUGAGUUUCUAUGCUGGGAUCUACAGUGUGACUGUCUUCUCAGAAAUGAUAUAUAGUCAUUUGUAUAAUAACAUGACUAAAUGCUCUGCAGUUCAUAACAACCAAUCAUACCAUCCAGAUUGGUAUUCAUUUUCUAAAUUGUCCUCAAAUUAUCACAGAUAUAUAUGAGCCCUACACAUUUGUCAAUCCGCCGCCGAGCUGCCCGACGGCGGAUACGGGCGACCCGGCGGCAGGGGGGAGUGAAGAAACCCGGCUCCAUAGCAGUGCAGGCAAAUAUGGACGAGAUCGUCCAUAUUGGCCUGCAUGCACAGGCGACGGGGCAGCAGCACUGAACGAGCGCGGGGCCGCGCAUCGUUCAUCGCUGGUGCCUCCAUACUGCACGAUAUGAACGGUAUCUCGUUCAUUAAAAUGAACAAGAUCGUUCAUAUCUUUCAGUAUUCUCGCCCAGUGUAUAGGGCCCACUAGUCUAAUUGACAGCAGAUUUAUGCACAUUGCCCUAUGCAAUGUAGACCCAAUGUAUAUUUACUGGCACUUGCAUUUAGGGGUAUAUUUAUUACACAGAGGGUUUUCAAAACAGCGGCUUGUUUUUAUUAACAUUACUGCUUUAACUCUAGUGGUGAAGGCCAUAAAUUUGGCGGAUUUGAAAACCUUGCGCCAAAGAGAAGAGGUGUCAAAUCUGCAUCAAAGGAGACUCAGGGUGCUUCCCACAGGACUUCCUAAAGCAUAUGAACCAACCAUAGCUCUUUAGGAACCAUGGGGGAAAUGUAAUAGGAUGGGGGAAUCGGAAAGUGAGACAUUUUGUGAGAGUUCUCCUGUUUGUUUGUUUUUAAAGUGGCAAUCAUGUACAUGGAAAAAACAGGUUGAUUUUGCCAUGUAAAUGAUUGCUACUUUAAAAAAACAGGAGAACUCUCCCAAAAUGUCUCACUUUCUGAUUAUCACACCAUAUUACAUCCCCCCCCCCCCCCCAUAUCUUCACCUACAGAUGUGAAAACCUGCUGUUUAGUAACUAUUCUGUUGUUUUUAGUCUGAACGCUACAUUUGUAAUGGGUUACACUGUUUAAACCUUCCAAGCAACUACAAACAUUAGGUUGUAGAUCGGUUUCUCAGUGAAACUAAAAACAUAAAAAUGAAAUCCGAUAUAAGAGAGCUUAUCGCAACCGCAGAGCCACAGAGAUUCCCUGCACUUCAUGUUAGACGUUUUACUGUGAGAGCGCACGGAUAUAAUCCAGUAUUUAAUCCCCAAUAUAUGGGCCUUGACAGAACUUCUUGGACUGAGGUCAGUGUCACUUGGCCAAGUGUGUUACUUUUUGUCACCAUACGCGGCCAAACAUGUCUGGGUCUUUGACAGCAUUGGAUUAAUAUUGGUGUCCGCAUUUGUGUAUGUGCUAUUGGGUAUCUAAGUUUAAUUCUUCUAUGAUACAAAGCCUCUAAGGAUUAUGCAUAACAUGGGUCUUUGGCUUUAUUGUUCCAUGUUAAAAACCUUCCUGAUAAUGGAAUGUUGGGGGGAACAGGUGUCUUCUACGUGUGACACACUCAUGUAGGAACACUCGAUUUUCUAAACCUCAGGGUAUGGUGGAAAUGUUGUAUGUACGUACUGACAGAUCGAUGUGUAGCAGUCAGCUGACGGGUGUUCUUACUUUUCUUUUAACUCAAAUGUGACACAAAGUGGAGCGAUUAAUUUAUUAUAGGAGCACUUUUGCACAGUUGGAAGGGUAAAGCAAAUGUAGCAACUAAUCAUUCAUGGACUUCAUUUUAAUCUGCAAACUUGGUUCAGAAUUGGAUUGGUAGUCCCAUAAAGCUCUGGAUUUGGAGUUUUCCAUCAAAAAAAUUUUUGUGGAAAAUACUCAAGCAACAGCGCAAACUAUUUAUCAAAUGGAGAAAAAAAUUUUUUAGUCUGAUUUAUAGAUUCUCCCUAUUUAUCAAUCCCUGCAUCCUGGGAGCUCUCGUGGUAGCAAAUGUUAGCACUCCCAUCUGUGCUGGUGCCUUCUCAUGAUGGCGAUAGCAGAUAUGGCGUACCAAGGAAUGUCCUUCAUAUUCAGAUAUAGCAUUUUUACUUCUUAAGCCUAUAUUUACAUUGGCCCUCAUUCCGAGUCGUUCGCUCGGUAAUUUUCAUCGCAUCGCAGUGAAAUUCCGCUUAGUACGCAUGCGCAAUAAUCGCACUGCGCCAAGUAAUUUUACAAUGAAGAUAGUAUUUUUACUCACGGCUUUUUCUUCGCUCCGGCGAUCGUAGUGUGAUUGACAGGAAAUGGGUGUUACUGGGCGGAAACACGGCGUUUUAGGGGCGUGUGGAUAAAAACGCUACCGUUUCCGGAAAAAACGCAGGAGUGGCCGGAGAAACGGGGGAGUGUCUGGGCGAACGCUGGGUGUGUUUAUGACGUCAAACCAGGAACGACAAGCAGUGAACUGAUCGCAGAUGCCGAGUAAGUCUGAAGGUACUCUGAAACUGCUAAGUAGUUUGUAAUCGCAAUAUUGCGAAUACAUCGGUCGCAAUUUUAAGAAGCUAAGAUACACUCCCAGUAGGCGUAGGCUUAGCGUGAGCAACUCUGCUAAAUUCGCCUUGCGAGCGAUCAACUCGGAAUGAGGGCCAUUGUUUUUUGUUGGGUUGUUGUUUUUUUUUUUUUUUGGGGGGGGGGUUAUUUAUUCUGCACCUGUAGCUGAAAGCAUGAGAUCAGAUCCCAAUUGUGUGCUCAGAUCCGAUCGGACUGACUGAGCAUCUCAUCUGCUUCAACAAUUUUUUUAUUUAUUUAUGUAGUAGAAUCACCUUGAAAAGAAUUGGUCAGCGAUAAUAAAACCAUCUUUUUGGUGUUAUUUGAUAAAUAGGCCAAGCGUCUGUCAUAUGCUCCAAUCAAAUUCCAGCUGCUUAAGCAAGAGCAAACUAUUAGCAGAUUAUUUAGAGAUGGACACAGCCGCUGCAUUCACAUGUAGCGGCCACAUCCAUAGGGUCUGCGCAUGCACACCGACCAUAGUGUGCAUGCGCGACCCUUCACCAUGCGAUUGCAUCUUGGAAGGAUGCAAUUGCAUGGUGAUUAAUUGGUGUCCGGGGGCGGCAAAGCAGUGUUGAGGGGAGGAGGACAGGAAACGCAGGCGUAUCAUGGCCAUUUUCAGGGGCGGCCGAUGACAUUGCCUGCGUUUCCUGGGAUAGGAAACAUGGCGGCGGUGCCCCUACCUAUGCAGCCUUGGUCAGCCUCUAUUCACCCAGCAUGUGUAGCGCUGCCCCACGAUGCAAUCCAGAUCAAUUGCGAUUGCAUCACGGGGUGGCGCCACACAUGCUGGGUGGCCUUGCCAAGUGCUGGGUGGCACCCAGUAUGUUAGUAUAUGGUCCCAGAUUUUGCUGCAAGAGCAAAAUCUGCGACCAACUCUGAAUAGCCCCCACACUGCCAUUUGUUGGCAGUAACUAAAAUAUUUCACCAUAGGAGCCUAAUAACUGCUAGAUCAGAUUAACCUUAUAGCCAGCCCCCACCUGGAACAUUGAAACAGAGAGUAUCCAUAAUGUGCAUUCAUUUAUCUCUGUCUAUACAUAAUGUUGUUGGCACUGUAAAAUAAAAACGGGUGUGGGAUGCUAGAUAGACAGUGCCUAGUUAGACAGUCAAUAGAUACACCACAUGUUAGACACAUUAGGUCGACAGGGUCAGAAGGUCGAUGUGAAAAGGUCAACAUGAAAAUGGUUGACACAAAAAAGGUAGACACCAUUUUUGGGGCAUUUUUGUGGUUUGUGUGGAUAGUUUUGGAUAGACCCUGUUGCGGUGCUAUUUGAACUAAAAAGAUCAAAUAGCAUGCAAUAAUUGCACCGUGUGUGGGCACCAUAACAUGUGGUGUCUAUCUAUUAACUGUCUAACUAGACACCGUCUAUCUAUCAUCCGGAUACCAAUAAAAAUUCAGAUCCUUCUAUUACCCAAAGAGAGCUACCAAAUUGAGAGUAUAAAUGUGUGUGUUUUCAGGGCUUACAUAGUGGAAGAUGUUCCAUUUGACUUGAAAAAUAAGAACACCUGCAGAAGAAAAAUGGUCUCCAAUUUAAUUUAUUGUGCUAAAGUUUCACUUUAUUUUAGUGUAUUUGUAGUUCACUUUGAACCAAACCACAAUUCUGUGCACACUUCUCUUGUCUCUGAUCUAACCUUACUGUGAUUUGCACUCAAAAUGCUGCAUUACUAUAACCUUGCACUUCUCAGCAACAUCAGUGGAAUGAUGCCGCUCAGGCAGAGGGAUAACAUGCUGGGUGAAAGGCUGCAGUGGGUGUUAAUGGCAUCUUUCCUCUUCAUCAGACCAGAUAUUUGUGAAAUAAUCUUGUACAAUAGCCAGUGACAAAGGACAUAUUUUAUCGAAAAACACUACUUUUUAUAAUAAGUGGUGGCCAAGCUUCAUUUAAGUAGAAAACAUUUUAUUGAUUAACUAGAAAGAAAAAUACAUAAAUACGGGACUAUACGUUAAAUGUGCAGACGAGGAAUGUUUACAGUUUCUACACACUACAGGUUUCAUUGCUGUUUUAUACAGUGACCUUCACGCUUUUGAAGGACAAACUGAUUGCUGAAUGCUGCAACGUUCACACAGCACAAAUGUCUAUACCUUAUGUGAGGAAGGCUCUAUAGUCACACAGGGUUUUCUUUUCCUCUGACUCUGAGCUCUGUAAAGAUGCCUAUAACACCUCAUUAAAGCAGCUUUUCACAGCAGUUUGAUGGGUGGAAACUCAUGAAGGUCCUUUUGUUAGCAACAGAUCAAAAUAGGUAAGCCAUAGAGGACCUAAGUGUAAAGAUGAAUAUGUGCCAUUUAUUACUGCUGCAAUAGUGAACAAUUGUUGAUCAUUAUUGUGUGUAAGCCUCUGAUUAAUAAAAGGACUAAGAUAUUGAACUUCUUAUUGAAUUCUAUUCAUGCAAUUGAGCUGUGAGAGGUUUAUAUAUAAGGUACCUUUUAUAAAUCAAGGCCUAAGUUUCUUUUAGAAAUGUCACAAACCAUAUGUGUUUUAUUAUUUUUCUUAAUAAAAUACUUUAUCUUUUUUG
Molecule: messenger RNA, 9209 nt
Organism: Pseudophryne corroboree (corroboree frog)
Lineage: Eukaryota; Metazoa; Chordata; Amphibia; Anura; Myobatrachidae
Gene: PDE4C
Product: phosphodiesterase 4C
Exons: 15
Coding region: 821-3100 (759 amino acids)
Biological process (GO): signal transduction
Cellular component (GO): nucleus; perinuclear region of cytoplasm; cytosol
Molecular function (GO): 3',5'-cyclic-AMP phosphodiesterase activity
Source: RefSeq, a predicted model, not a curated record